UUGCAACGGCGGACGACGUAAGAUGAGAAAACCCAGGGGAAAGGCCGCGAGGCCAUCCCAGAUGAAGCAAUGGGAUUCGUGCGAUUCCACUGUUGCUACUCAAAGUCUCCACGUCUCUCCCUUGUACCACUGUCGCAGGUUGCUCGCCGAUGGAGUCCUGCAGACGCGUCGGAUUCAAGCCAGCGCGCGAGAGAAGAGAUUGGAGGGGGGGGGAGAGCCACGGAAAUUCUCGCAUUCGGCAGCCGGGCUGUGUUAUCCCCGGAAAAAAGAAGACCCAGCUGGAGUCGCAAGCUGUCGCAGGCUGUCGUCAGCUUUCACUGCCUCAGACAUUUGAGAUGAUGAUGCCCGCUGGGAUGGGCAUGUUGCGUGCGUGUGCUGCCAUGUGCCAUGUGCGCGCGGCCGCGGACGAGCAUGGGCUGAAGUUUCGGUUUCGGGUUAUGAUGCGCGGGGAACGGGGAGGAAUGGUAGAUGGCAGAUAUGGGCAUAGAUCGCGAUAUGGUAUUAGAUGGAUGGCGGUCAACCCACAACCCACAAUACAACAAUACACAAUACACAGACGGGGGAGGGCAGAGAUAGAGAGUGCCGCAUCCCAUCGCACCGCACAGACAAGCGAAUCGCCCUUCAAUCUCGAACCCAUGUCUGUCUGUAACCAUCCGGGGGAACAACAACACUCAUCCAAGAUUCAUAGCACACUUAUAAUACAACGAUACCCUGCAUCUCCCCGUGGCUCCACCGUCAACAAACAAGAUGAGAUGAGCCUUAGUUUCGUUUCGCCAGCUGGGAUAGUUUGCUUUUGACAUGCAGCGAAGGAUCAUUAUGCUUUCGUUCUGCACGCCACCGCCACGAUGAGCCAGAUGCAUAGAUAGAUGCAUAGAUGUGUUGCGAGAAGAAAAAAUAACACACCACCGACCGGCACAUGCAUCGACACGCGAAUAUGAUGCUACAAUCUAUACUACUAACAUUCCCAUCGUAGACGGUGAGGCUAGCCGGCAGCUCACGUCUCUCUGAUGUUGUGUCCGCUGGACCGGUGUUUGCUCAUUGGUGGCAUACCAUGCAAAACUUCUGCUACGGUGACACUACUGCG
Messenger RNA from Pseudovirgaria hyperparasitica, 1084 nucleotides. RefSeq lists its product as uncharacterized. The transcript has a single exon. Bases 150 to 797 code for a protein of 215 amino acids. Lineage: Eukaryota; Fungi; Ascomycota; Dothideomycetes; Acrospermales; Acrospermaceae. The record is from RefSeq and is a predicted model, not a curated record.